Colletotrichum scovillei is the source of this 429-nucleotide messenger RNA. RefSeq lists its product as uncharacterized. The record is from RefSeq and is a predicted model, not a curated record. Bases 1 to 429 code for a protein of 142 amino acids. NCBI's taxonomy places the organism in Eukaryota, Fungi, Ascomycota, Sordariomycetes, Glomerellales, Glomerellaceae. The transcript has a single exon.
AUGCAAAACCCCCCCGCUCGGCUCCAGGCCUGGAGCCCGAGACAGAAGAAACCGACAACCUUUCAUUCUCGAUUCCCCCGCUUUGGAUUUCUACUUUUUUUUUUUGGUCCUGUUUUCUUGUUUGGUUUAAGAGGCUUUCUUAGAGAUACCCCCAUCGGCAUUACACUGGAUCGGAAGAUACCAACCGCUGCGCAUUUUGCUUUCUUCUCAUUUCCUUGGGCUUGGGUUCUUGUCUUACGGAUGAUUCAUGACAACCAUUUCACGACCAAUGACGAAUAUUCACGACUGCGCGCUCAACGAUACGAAUCAAGACGACGUUGCUCCAGGCUCGAUGCCACGACAUACGAUUUUCUUGGUUUUCUUCGCUUCGCACAGGCUAUUGAAUUUCAGUUACAGCAAAAGGCUUGCAAACCGGACCGGAUCCAAUAA